This is a messenger RNA of Eimeria maxima, 1524 nucleotides long. RefSeq lists its product as hypothetical. The coding region runs from base 1 to 1524 and encodes 507 amino acids. The record is from RefSeq and is a predicted model, not a curated record. The transcript has a single exon. NCBI's taxonomy places the organism in Eukaryota, Apicomplexa, Conoidasida, Eucoccidiorida, Eimeriidae.
AUGAGCACAUCAGAAACCACGAUCCAGGGAGGCGCCAGUAAACAUUCUAGUCCCCACGAUGGUCUUGUGUGUAAACCUCUCCGUUUUGUUCGGCCAUCGGAAGCCAGCGAGAAUGUCGGAAAGUCUGCUGUCGUUGAAACCCAAGUGUCGGGGAAGGCAGCCGCAAAGAGUGAGUGCUGUGUGGCAGGUGAGACAACUGGCGGUACCCGAGUGCCCGAGCAGCCCAGUUGCUUGGUUAUCCAGACUCCUUCGUCUUGCAAUGAAAAUAGUGGCUGCGAAGGGGAACAGGGAGGGACCGUUUCUAGUGAAGGGUCCUCCCGCAGUUCUAUCACUGGGUGUCCCUCUCAAGCCGGCUCAGAACCGUACCCUUUACGCCCGAGCGUAGAGGGACAAGACGACCGUCAGGAUGUGGCUUGGACUACGGUAGUAACAGAGGCGCCUAAGGAAACAGGACAAGCUGGAGUGAUUAAUAGCGGCUCUGACGGCGCUACUAACCCGCAUCAACAACCCUGCAGUUGGGCGUAUGGCGAAAGUGUUGGGGGUUUAGGAGGGGUACAGAUAGGUCAAAUGUCCUGCCCGAGCAACCCGUUUGAAAGCCAAGAGUCACGGAGAGUGGCAGAAGAAGAUGAAUCUAUUUUAGAAGUUGCCAGUGCUCCACAAACUAUUGCGAUUCAACGCAGCACGUCCUUGAUGGAUGCUCCACCCUCUUGUAUAUUGCAGGAUGAUUCUGUAUCACAGGUGGAGCAGCUCAGGAGCAUUACCUCACAGGAGUCCUCGACGGCACCGGCUAAUUGCACGCCCACUGCCCGAUCAUCCGCAGAUGAAGAGGGUUCUGCAAUUGACAGUACAGGCUGCUCUAACAAGAGCUCAACCGUGCCAGCGAACCUCGGCGAAGGUGCAUUAGCGGAAAUGCACGGGGAUCUCAGUGCUCGCAUUCUUCCCCCGUUGCCAAAUCGUAACGGAGAGAAUUCAGAAGUGGAAGCAGUGGAUAUACAGCCGAAGCCUGUUGCCGCCGAUGCUGUGCAAGGCACUGUGGAGGAACAGGCACUUGGGCAAACCUGGAACCGUGCAACAUCAACAGAGGGUGCAACCGCCUGCACUCCCCUUCAGGAUGCUUCAGAACGGGAUGCAUUUUCAGAGACGAUUGAUACAGGAAUGUGCCGAACGGAGGCCCCUGCGGGCCAGGGGAGCUGUGCGACCGUUUCGCAAGACGAAUUGAAUUUUCUGGCACGGAAGCUUACCGAUUUACUGCGUACUGCAGCAGAGGAAAUUCGACUCUUAAAUAUUGGUUCUCUUGCAGAUUUGACGAGGAGCGACGAGCACGGCCAGAACAGAAACCCAGCGGUGGGUGAACCUGCACUUACAACUUCAGGGGGCGUUGAUAGUUAUAGCGUGCCUGUUUCUGGUAACGACCAAGACGCAGAAUCCCUGCCUAGUUCCAGAGCUUCGUCGGCUGAUACGGAGAGACAAGCAGUGCCUGCUGCGCUUCCAGGGAGUCAAACACCUCACCACCCACCGGACUAA